AUGGAAACGUCAAGUGGAACGCAAAACAAUGGUGGUUAUUUUUCUAGAGGAUGUAGGUGGAUCAAGGCCUUGCCUGAGAGAUCAAAGGCUAAGAUAGUUGAAUUUGCAAGGAAAAUAAAGAAAGUCGGACAGGAUGACCCAAGAAGAAUAAAUCAUUCACUGAAAGUAGGACUAGCCAUCACAUUGGUAUCAUUGUUCUACUACUUUGAACCUCUCUAUAAUGGUUUUGGUGAUUCUGCAAUGUGGGCUGUUUUGACUGUUGUGGUGGUCUUCGAAUUCUCCGUUGGAGCAACACUUGGUAGAGGUCUCAACAGAGGUUUGGCAACAUUUCUAGCAGGAACUCUUGGAUUUGGUGCUCAUCACUUAGCCAUUCUAUCUGGAGAGAAAGGUGAGCCCAUACUUCUUGGGCUCUUUGUCUUUGUACUGGCUACAACGGUGACAUUUGUUCGAUUCUUUCCAAGAAUGAAGGCAAGAUAUGAUUAUGGGCUCCUCAUAUUUAUCUUGACAUUCUGUUUGAUAUCGGUAUCGGGUUACCGAGAUGAUAAAGUGCUAGACAUGGCUCAUAGGAGAGUCUCAACCAUUCUUAUUGGUGGCCUUACUGCUGUGUUUGUGUGCAUUUGCAUUUGCCCAGUAUGGGCUGGUGAUGAUCUUCACAAUCUUGCUGCUACCAACAUUGAAAAACUUGGGAUUUUCUUGGAACGUUUUGGGGUUGAAUUCUUUCAUAAAUCAGGAGAGGGGGAAUCAAUUAACAAGGCAUCUCUGCAAGGCUAUAAAAGUGUCUUAAACUCGAAAAACAUAGAAGAAUCUUUGGUUAAUUUCGCAAGAUGGGAACCUGGUCAUGGCCGGUUCAAGUUUCGUCAUCCUUGGAAACACUACAUCAAGAUUGGAAGCCUAACUAGGCAAUGUGCUUAUAGAGUUGAAGCUCUUAAUGGCUACCUCAAUUCUGACAUUAAGACACCACCAGAAAUCCGAGGCAUAAUUAAGGAUUCAUGCAAAAAAAUGAGCUCAGAAUCGGGAAAAGCAUUGAAGGAAAUAGCAUUGGCUAUCAAAAGCCUGACUCCACCAUCCUCUGCCAGUCCUCACAUUGUAAAAUCAAAAAAUGCUGCCAAGAACCUUAAGUUCUUGCUCAAUACCGACCUAUGUAAAGACAUUGACCUACUAGAAGUAGUACCAGCUGCUACUGUCACUUCUCUGCUAAUUGACGUGAUCUCUUGCACAGAGAAAAUUGCAGAUUCAAUUCAUGAAUUAGCCUCCCUUGCUCAGUUUAAAAACGUAGAACAAGAGAAACAAAAAUUACCAAAGGAGGGAGAAAUGCAGCAGGGUGCUAACAAGGAUACGCAUCAUCAUGUUAUCACAAUUGAGUUGCCAUCUCCAGUUAAGCUACAAAAUGGGAAUCUGUCAUCGUCAACAACUACUGCAAUGGUGAUAUUUCUUCGAUUGUUUCCUCAUAUGAAGGCGAGAUAUGAUUACGGGUUUAUGGUAUUUAUGUCGACUUUGGCUGGUGAUGAUCUUCACAAACUUGUUGCAGCUAACAUUAAAAAACUUGGGAUGUUCUUACGAGGUUUUGGGGUUGAAUUCUUUCGAAUUUCUGUAGAAGGAGAGUCAAAGAAAGCUUCUCUGCAAGGCUACAAAAGCAUUCUGAACUCGAAAAAUACUGAAGAAUAUCGUUGGAAUCCUCAUCCAAGAUAUCAAAAAAUUGCUUCCUUGCUUUCACUACAAGCAAUAGAAAUGGCAUCCCCAAUUCAUGAGAAUGCCAUAGGAACUUGCCCUAAAAGAUGCCAAUGGCUUAAGGCUAUGCCAUUUAAGUUAUCCACUAAGGUAGUUGAGCUCGUGAGGAAGAUAAGGAAACUAGCAAGAGAUGAUCCUAGAAGGAUUAUUCAUUCAUUUAAAGUAGGAUUAGCUCGCACAUUACUUUCACUAUUCUACUACUUUGACCACUUUAUGAUUGUUUUGGUGUCAAUGCAAUUUGAGUAG
Molecule: messenger RNA, 1974 nt
Organism: Dovyalis caffra
Lineage: Eukaryota; Viridiplantae; Streptophyta; Magnoliopsida; Malpighiales; Salicaceae
Source: the annotation of a GenBank genome assembly